This is a messenger RNA of Polyodon spathula (Mississippi paddlefish), 2034 nucleotides long. Its product is annotated as F-box/LRR-repeat protein 14. Gene Ontology annotation, cellular component: SCF ubiquitin ligase complex. Bases 522 to 1724 code for a protein of 400 amino acids. Gene Ontology annotation, biological process: SCF-dependent proteasomal ubiquitin-dependent protein catabolic process. The record is from RefSeq and is a predicted model, not a curated record. The transcript has a single exon. Gene Ontology annotation, molecular function: protein binding. NCBI's taxonomy places the organism in Eukaryota, Metazoa, Chordata, Actinopteri, Acipenseriformes, Polyodontidae.
AGAUCAGACAAAGGCAGCAGGAAGCCCCUUGGCUUGGCAAUGCGUGCAAGCCGAGCACAAAUGCAAAGCGAAACCUAUUGCUUUUUAUGAUUGUAAUAGAACGAGACGCUCAAACCGGUCCGGAUUUUUCUACAUUAAGGGGACUGUAAAGAGCUUUUUCGACAAUGUAUGAUCGUUUGGAUCCCCGGGGAGAACGAGAAUGGGUACCAGAAACCGAAGUGGAAAGUGCGGUGUGAUCGCCAGCGCGUGUGUAUUUUUUUUCUUUCGGUGAGGAUUGCAUUGGAACUAGUUUUUUGGGGUCUUUUUGCAUUUGAAUCCUACUGCGCAACCCAGACGGAUCACGUGGGACGUAGAAUUGGUCAAUUUGCACAUAUAUAUAUAUCCUGGUAGUAUAUGAAAAAAAGAAACGAUAAAGAUUAUAAAAAUAGUCGUUUUCUUUGAUUAUAAAGGGGCGAGUUAAGAAAGCGGUUGGCUUAAUAAAAUAAAACUAAAAUACUAAGCAUUUUUUAUGAAUAUUUAAAAUGGAGACGCACAUUUCGUGCCUCUUCCCGGAGAUUCUAGCGAUGAUCUUCAGUUACUUGGAUGUCAGGGACAAAGGCAGGGUUGCUCAGGUCUGUACGGCUUGGAGGGACGCUGCUUACCACAAGUCGGUCUGGCGAGGGGUGGAAGCGAAGUUACAUUUAAGGAGGGCCAACCCUUCCCUGUUCCCGAGCCUACAGGCCCGGGGAAUCCGGAGAGUGCAGAUUCUCAGCCUGCGGCGCAGCCUGAGCUACGUGAUCCAGGGGAUGCCAAAUAUCGAGAGCCUAAACCUCAGUGGCUGCUACAACUUAACCGACAACGGCCUUGGACACGCUUUCGUGCAGGAAAUCCCGUCCCUGCGCGUCCUGAACCUCAGCCUGUGCAAGCAGAUCACGGACUCCAGCCUCGGCAGGAUCGCCCAGUAUCUGAAGAGCUUGGAAGUUCUGGAGCUUGGGGGCUGUAGCAAUAUCACCAACACCGGGCUGCUGCUGAUAGCGUGGGGCUUGCACAGACUCAAGAGCCUCAACCUGCGCAGCUGCAGGCACGUCUCUGACGUUGGCAUCGGUCACCUGGCUGGCAUGACCCGAAGCGCGGCCGAGGGCUGCCUGAACUUGGAAUACCUGACGCUGCAAGACUGCCAGAAGUUGACGGACCUGUCCCUCAAGCACAUAUCCAAAGGCCUGGCCAAGCUCAAAGUGCUCAACCUGAGCUUCUGUGGUGGCAUCUCUGACGCGGGCAUGAUCCACCUGUCCCACAUGACCAGCCUCUGGAGCCUCAACUUGAGGUCCUGCGACAACAUCAGUGACACUGGCAUCAUGCACCUGGCCAUGGGCACGCUGAGGCUGUCUGGGCUGGACGUCUCCUUCUGCGACAAGAUCGGCGACCAAAGCUUGGCGUACAUCGCCCAGGGUUUGUACCAGCUCAAAUCUUUGUCUCUGUGCUCCUGUCACAUCAGUGACGAUGGCAUCAACAGGAUGGUGAGGCAAAUGCACGAACUGAGGACCCUAAACAUCGGCCAGUGCGUUCGGAUCACAGACAAAGGGCUUGAGCUCAUUGCCGACCAUUUAACGCAGCUCACGGGCAUAGACCUUUAUGGAUGUACAAAAAUCACUAAAAGGGGACUAGAGAGGAUAACACAGCUCCCUUGCCUUAAAGUUUUGAACCUGGGACUCUGGCAGAUGACCGAGAGCGAAAAAGUGAGGUGAAAAUUGCAAGAUGGGAAGAGGGGAGGGGAGUAGACACUAAAAUAAUCUUCUAUUGGUCAGACUUCAAGUUGGAAGGAGUUAAACAUUUGAAUUCCUUUAUAAAACUUCAAAACUGUGACACUUAUUUCCCAACAGUGCAAAAUCAAAACAUUUUUUUAAUUAAUGGUUUUUAUUCUCUGCUUGUAAUUUAAACACAGAAACGAUGGCUAUUAUUUCUCCAGCAAUCCAUUGUUCUAAACUUUAAAAUCGUAUUUUAAGCCAUUUUAUUGUUUUAAAAAAGACAGACCCCCCCCCCCCCCCCCCCCCCCCC